Molecule: messenger RNA, 1997 nt
Organism: Heterotrigona itama
Lineage: Eukaryota; Metazoa; Arthropoda; Insecta; Hymenoptera; Apidae
Source: the annotation of a GenBank genome assembly
AUGGGGUAAAUUAAUUUAUACAAUUAUGUGUAUAUGUGUACAACGUAGAAAAUUAAUUAGUUGCAAAUAAAUAUUGGGAAAUAACUAGAUGAUUUGUUCGUGUAAUUAAUAUUGAUUAAAUUUAAGAGUACAAAAAUAAUUAAUUUUAUCUUUAAUUUAUUCUUUAAACGAACGUAUUUAAUAUGAGUGACCUGACGGUUACAAAAGAAAUGUAUUAACAGAGUUAAAGUUAUUUUUCAACAAAGAUUAAAAACAAUUAACAAUAAAUUAAUAAUACAAUCAUGUAUUACAAUUACAACGUUUAAUCUGAAAAGAGCUUAAAUAUAGUUGCCCAAGGUUUAAUAUUCAACUAUCCCUCGAAAAGUCGAGUCUAUUUGGAAUAUAUUCUCAAUGACUGUUGCAUUUUGUUUAUAAUUUUCGUAAACAACAUUUAUUACGAUUAAAAAUGAUUUUUAUUUUUACCAACGUACAAAUUCUAAGACACAUGACAAAGAGAACUCCAAUAUUUUUGUUUCGUAAUAAAACUGACGAGGCAUGUGUUGCCAAUAAAUUAGAAGAUUUAAUAGAUUUGGACAAGGUAAUAUAUUCUUACAAAGAUCUUUGAUGGAAUAGAAUAGAAUUUUAUUUUAUUUUUCGUUGCCAGCCGAUCGAUAUGGAAAAUCCAUUUAAGAAAGAACGAAAAGUAUGUAUUUUAUGCAAAUUAAACAUUGAUCCAGAUUAUAAAAACAUACGUUUAUUAUCUCAAUUUCAAAGUCGUCAUACAGGUAGAAUUUAUGAGAAACAUAUAACUGGAUUAUGCGAUUAUAAACAAAAAAAAGUGGUGCAAGAAAUAAAAAAAGCACAACAGGCUGUCGCAAUGGAUAUUAGGCCAAAUAAUACUAUUUAUAUUAAUAAUUUAAAUGAAAAAAUAAAGAAGGAUGAACUAAAGAAAUCCUUGUAUGCAAUCUUUUCUCAAUUUGGUCAAAUAUUAGAUAUUGUAGCAUUAAAGACGUUAAAAAUGCGUGGACAAGCAUUUGUUAUUUUUAAGGAAAUUGCUAGUGCUACAAAUGCCUUAAGAUCAAUGCAAGGAUUUCCAUUUUACGAUAAACCAAUGAGGAUACAAUAUGCAAAAACUGACAGUGAUAUAAUUGCAAAAAUGAAAGGCACAUAUGCAGAAAGACCUAAAAAACCAAAACGUGUUGUACCUGCAGCUGAUGAAGAAGCUAAACGCGCUAAAAAACGUGCCAAAGAACAAGCUAAACAUUCACAACAAAUUGGUUAUCAUGCUGGUGUACCACAACACCCAGGUUUAGUUAAUACAGCUGUACCUGAACAGCCACCAAAUCAGAUAUUGUUCCUUACAAAUCUACCAGAUGAAACCAGUGAAAUGAUGUUAUCUAUGCUUUUCAAUCAAUUCCCUGGUUUUAAAGAAGUACGUUUAGUACCAAAUAGGCACGAUAUUGCAUUUGUUGAAUUCGAAAAUGAGGUUCAGUCUGGGGCUGCAAAAGAUGCUCUUCAAGGAUUUAAAAUCACACCCUCGCAUGCAAUGAAAAUUUCAUUUGCAAAAAAAUAAAGUAUAAAAUAUUACAUUUGUACGAAUGUAUUGUUAAGUAAUGGAAAAAUGUGUGCGUGUUAUAACAGGUCUUAUUUAGAUAUUCGUAAAAAUAUAUGCAAGUAUAAUUGAAGAUUUGUUGAAUAGGGAUUUAUAAAUGUAAGUUAAAAACAUGAUGCAUAGAUUCAAGAACUAUCUGUGUACAAAAUUUUAUGUAAUGUAAGCAUAUAAAUCAAACUUUACACUGUAAAUAGCAAUUAAAAAGAUGUAUUACAUUUUUUUAACAAUAUUUUGUUUACACGGAGAACUAUUUUUUUACUUGGCAUUAUAAUAAUUUAAACGAAAAACUAUAAGACCUUUUAAAAUAAAUUAAUUUCAAAAUUAUUUUAGUAAUUUAUAUACAUAUAUGAUAUAUCAUUUUCAAUUUUUAUUUUUUAAUUAACUUUAGUACAUUGAAAUAGAAAAG